Spea bombifrons (plains spadefoot toad) is the source of this 6500-nucleotide messenger RNA. RefSeq names its product proteasome activator subunit 4 (gene PSME4). The transcript has 47 exons. The coding region runs from base 95 to 5587 and encodes 1830 amino acids. Lineage: Eukaryota; Metazoa; Chordata; Amphibia; Anura; Pelobatidae. Gene Ontology annotation, molecular function: peptidase activator activity; proteasome binding. Gene Ontology annotation, biological process: proteasomal ubiquitin-independent protein catabolic process. Gene Ontology annotation, cellular component: cytosol; nucleus; spermatoproteasome complex. The record is from RefSeq and is a predicted model, not a curated record.
AGUGCAAGUGACAGGCCGGCGCCGUGACCUAGAGGAACAAAACCGGGUGUUUUUAUAUUUUUGGAACGGGGGUAGAGAAGAAGCGGCAGGCGGGAUGGGCGGCGGGGAGGAGAGGGCCGGGCAGCUGGGUUUUAUCCCUCAGAAAGAAAUCGUUUACAACCGGCUUCUGCCCUAUGCCGACCAAAUGGACCGGGAGUCUAACGAACUCCUCGCGCAGAUCAAAGGCAACCUAGGCCGGGCCGUGCACCUGCGGGAACUGUGGCCGGGGGUGCUUUUCUGGACCCGGAAACUCAGCACGUAUAUCAGACUGUACGGACGGAAGUUUAGCAAAGAAGACCAUGUACUUUUCGUCAAGCUGUUGUACGAGUUGGUGACCAUCCCGAAACUGGAGAUCAGUAUGAUGCAAGGAUUUGCUCGUUUAUUGAUCAGCCUUUUAAAGAAGAAAGAGCUUCUUUCCAGAGAAGACCUACAAUUACCCUGGAGGCCACUGUAUGAAAUUCUGGAGAGAAUAUUGUACUCAAAAACAGAACAUCUUGGUCUCAGUUGGUUUCCCAGUUCUGUAGAGAGUGUCCUGAAAACUGUAGUGAAGGCUUGUCGACCUUAUUUUCCAGAUUCCGCGACUGCAGAAAUGUUAGAAGAGUGGCGGCCUUUAAUGUGUCCUUUUGAUGUCACCAUGCAAAAGGCAAUUAGUUAUCUUGAUUUGUUUUUGCCUACCUCUCUACCUCCAGACCUGCAUUGUAAAGGAUUCAGGCUUUGGUUUGAUGAAUUAAUGGGCCUUUGGCUUUCAGUACAGAAUCUUCCUCAGUGGGAAGGGCACCUUGUGAACCUUUUUGCACGCUUGGCAAAUGACAACAUUGGGUACAUUGAUUGGGACCCAUAUGUACCAAAGAUCUUCACCAGGGUUCUCCGAAGCUUAAAUCUGCCGGUAGGAAGCAGCCAAGUGUUGGUUCCAAGACAGCUAACGAAUGCCUACGACAUCGGACAUGCAGUAAUAUGGAUAACGGCAAUGAUGGGUGGACCAAGCAAGACCGUGCAGACACAUUUAACUGGGCUGUUUAAUAGCAUUACUUCCUUUUACCAUCCAUCCAACAACGGGAGGUGGCUGACAAAACUAAUGAAGCUGCUCCAGAGGUUGCCAUGCUGUGUUGUUCGACGAUUGCACAGGGAGAGAUAUAAGAAGCCAUCCUGGCUCACCCCCGUGCUAGCCAGUCACAGACUUAGCGACCAAGAUGUGACAGACUUUGUUGAAAGUAUAAUGCAACCUGUCCUUUUGGCGAUGUUUAGCAAAACCGGAAGCCUUGAGGCUGCGCAGGCACUGCAAAACCUUGCGCUGAUGCGCCCAGAGCUUGUUAUUCCCCCCGUGCUUGAAAGAACCUAUCCAGCUUUGGAAACGCUAACUGAGCCUCACCAGCUAACCGCCACGUUAAGCUGUGUCAUUGGAGUGGCUCGUAGCCUCGUGUCCGGAGGGAGAUGGUUCCCAGAAGGUCCAACGCAUAUGCUACCUCUGCUGAUGAGAGCGCUCCCUGGUGUCGAUCCUAAUGAUUUUAGCAAGUGUAUGAUUACAUUCCAGUUUAUUGCAACGUUUUCCACAUUGGUGCCUUUAGUAGACUGCUCGUCCCUGCUGCAAGAAAACAACACUUUUUCAGAGGUGGAGCGGGAGCUGUGUUCAGCCACUGCAGAAUUUGAAGACUUUGUCCUACAGUUCAUGGACAGGUGUUUUGCCCUGAUUGAAAGCAGCGCUCUGGAACAGACCCGGGAGGAGACGGAAACCGAAAAAAUGACUCAUUUAGAGAGCCUGGUAGAACUUGGCCUGUCAUCCACGUUCAGCACGAUCCUCACUCAGUGUUCCAGAGAAAUCUUCAAGGUUGCUUUGGAGAAAGUUUUCAAUUUUGCAGUUUCUAACAUAUUCGAAACAAGAGUUUCAGGCAGAAUGGUGGCGGACUUGUGCCGGGCAGCUGUGAAGUGUUGCCCUGUGGAGUCUUUGAAGCUCUUUCUGCCUCAUUGCUGCAAUGUUAUAACGCAACUCACUAGUAACGAUGACGUCCUCAAAGACGAAGAGUUGGAUAAGGAAUUGCUGUGGAAUCUGCAGCUUUUGUCUGAGAUAACAAGGGUGGACGGAGCGAAGCUGCUUCCUUACAGAGAUCAGCUUGUAAAGAUUCUAAGGCGCACGUUGCACUUCACCUGCAAGCAGGGCUACACAUUGUCCUGCAACCUUCUCCACCAUCUGCUGCGUUCCAGCACGCUCAUCUACCCCACCGAGUACUGCAGUGUACCUGGGGGAUUCGAUAAGCCGCUGUCUCAAUACUUCCCUAUCAAGGACUGGGGGAAACCAGGUGAUUUGUGGAACCUCAAUAUCAAGUGGCACGUCCCUUCGGCGGAGGAGAUUGACUUUGCGUACUACCUUCUGGAUCACUUUCUACAGCCAGAGCUACAGAAACUGGAGCGCUAUGGCAGCGGAGAGAUUGAGAUGUCCAGGGAUGACAUUCAGCAGUGUCUGACUAUCGUGCAUAAUUGUCUCACCGGCUCAGGGAAUCUUCUACCUCCUCUGCGUGGAGAGCGAGUAACCCACCUGGUUACAAGCAUGGUGUCUUUGGAUGAGACCAAACUCUUCACUGGUAUUCACUACGACUAUCGUAAAGAAAACUACAGAGAAUCAAUUUCAAAAAUACUCAGGAAACUUUUGCACUAUAUCCUUGACCACUCAGAAGAUGACACCAAGUCUUUGUUCCUAAUAAUAAAGAUUAUUGGGGACCUUCUGCAGUUCCAAGGAUCUCACAAACACGAGUUUGAUUCCCGAUGGAAGAGUUUUACUUUGGUCAAAAAGUCCAUGGAAAAUCGGCUUCAGGGUAAGAAGCAGCACAUCCGCGCCCUCCUGAUUGACAGAGUAAUGCUUCAGCACGAGCUGAGAACGUUAACUGUUGAAGGCUGCGAGUAUAAAAAUGUUCACCAGGACAUGCUGAGGGAUCUUCUGAGAUUGUCUACAAGCUCAUACGGUCAAGUGCGAAACAAAGCUCAGCAAGCAUUUUUCACAGCUCUGGGAACCUACAAUUUCUGCUGCCGGGAUAUAAUUCCUCUUGUACUUGAAUUCCUGCGUCCGGAGAGGCAGGACGUCACUCAGCAACAGUUCAAAGGUGCCUUGUAUUGUCUGCUUGGGAACCAUGGUGGAGUCUGCUUAGCCAACCUCCACGACUGGGAGUGCAUCGUGCAGACUUGGCCGGCUAUUGUCUCUUCUGGUCUCAGCAAAGCAAUGUCUUUGGAGAAGCCAUCCAUCGUGCGCCUUUUUGAUGAUUUGGCAGAGAAGAUCCAUCGGCAGUAUGAGACAAUUGGCUUGGAUUUUUCAGUACCAGAGACAUGCAUAGAAAUUGGCAUUCUUCUGCAGCAAUCAAAUCACCCGCCUGCCAAAUUACAGCUGCCCCAUCCCGACGAAAUCUGCCGAGCAAGCAAGAGGCAAGAAGAGAAGAAUGCAGAGUCUUUGCGGAACUAUGAACGCUUGAUCAAUACUCUGUUGGAUUGUGUCACGCAAAGAAACCUCCCCUGGAAGUUUGAACACAUUGGCAUUGGGUUUCUGUCGUUGCUCCUGAGGGACGAUAAUGUUCUACCUGUCCGUGCGAUCAGAUACUUGGUGCAGUGUCUGAAUCAUGACGCACUCAUUGUGCGUAAGAUGGCUAUCUCCACUGUUGCUGGCAUUUUAAAGCAAUUAAAGAGACCGCAUGUGGAGGAGACGGUAUGCCCGUACACAAUCGGCGGGUGUAAGAAGCCGGACGGUAUUUUGUGCGGGGACAGACCUGACAACCAGUGGUUGCUUUAUGACGGUGCAAACCUACCAAAGACUAAGGAGACCUGGGAAUCGUGCUGUUUCGUGGAGAAGACUCAUUGGGGGUACUCCACGUGGCCGCAGAGAAUGCUGGUGUACGCCUCAGCCGAUCAGCAACCGAAGCUUGGCAGAACAAGAGAAGAAAUGUCAGAACCAGAGCAAGUAAUCUACGAUCAUUUUACGGAUGAAAAAUUUGUCGACCAGUUGAUAAAGUUUCUAUCGUUGGAAGACAGAAAGGGAAAGGACAAAUUUAACCCCCGGAGAUUUUGUCUCUUUAAGGGUCUCUUUCGGAACUAUGAUGAUGCUUUCUUACUGGUAUUGAAGCCCCAUUUGGAGAGGCUGGUUGCAGACUCCCAUGAGAGCACACAACGUUGUGUGGCGGAGAUCAUUGCCGGCUUAAUCAGAGGCUCCAAACAUUGGACUUUUGAAAAGGUGGAAAGUAUGUGGAGCUUGGUGUGUCCAUUACUGAGAACAGCAUUGAGCAACAUCACGGUGGAAUCUUACGGUGACUGGGGGACGUGUAUUGCAACAUCGUGUGAGAGCAGAGACCCCCGCAAACUGCACUGGUUGUUUGAGCUGCUGCUGGAGUCUCCGGUUAAUGGGGAAGGAGGCUCCUUUGUGGACGCAUGUCGCCUGUACGUGCUUCAGGGAGGUCUUGCGCAACAGGAAUGGAGAGUUCCAGAACUUCUCCACAGGUUGCUAAAGUACCUGGAACCAAAGCUUACCCAAGUGUACAAGAACGUCCGAGAACGCAUCGGGAGUGUUUUGACCUAUAUCUUCAUGAUUGAUAUUUCAUUGCCAAAUACUGCCCCAACCAAGUCUCCUCGCGUCUCAGAAUUCACGGCUCGGGUUCUCGAUGAGCUGAAGCCUCUUACGGAAGCCGACGAGGAGAUCCAGAACCACAUAAUGGAAGAGAACGGCCAAGGGGACAUGGAUGAAAGAACCCAGGCCAUUAAACUGAUGAAGACAAUUUUGAAAUGGAUUAUGGCGAGUGCCGGGAGAUCCUUUUGCGCAGCAGUUCCAGAGCAGUUACAGCUUCUGCCAUUGCUGUUUAAGAUUGCUCCUGUUGAAAAUGAUAACAAUUAUGAUGAGCUUAAAAGAGAUGCAAAGAUGUGCUUAUCCCUAAUGUCACAAGGAUUGCUGCACCCGGAGCAGGUGCCUUUGGUUCUGGAUGUGUUGCGACAAACAGCAAGAAGCAGCUCGUGGCAUGCGCGAUACACCAUUCUGACCUACAUCCAGACCAUGGUCUUCUAUAAUCUCUUUAUUUUCCUUCACAAUGAAGAAGCAGUACAAGGAGUGAGAUGGUUGGUUCUACAACUAAUGGCAGAUGAACAAUUGGAGGUAAGAGAAAUGGCCGCCACCACACUAAGCGGACUCCUGCAGUGUAACUUUCUGCGUAUGGAUAGCUCGAUGCAGGUGCAUUUUGAACAGCUUUGCAAGACAAGACUACCCAAGAAGAGGAAGCGAGACCUGGGCAUGGCUGUAGACACUAUACCAUCAGCAGACUUGGUGAAACGUCACGCUGGUGUGUUGGGACUCAGUGCUUGUAUUUUAUCCAGUCCAUAUGAUGUACCUACAUGGAUGCCACAACUUCUGAUGGACCUCAGUGCCCAUCUGAACGACCCUCAGCCCAUAGAGAUGACGGUGAAGAAAACACUAUCCAAUUUUCGGAGGACGCACCACGACAAUUGGCAAGAGCACAAGCAGCAGUUCACAGAUGACCAGUUACUGGUUCUCACAGACCUCUUGGUGUCUCCCUGUUAUUAUGCAUAAAAGGUUCAGCACAAACACAUACUGGAAUAAAUCAAAGACAAAUGAAGAAUGUUCCAGAAUAUUUCACAGAAGACAUUUAACCCGGAUGUCUUUGAGCGGAUGGAGUUUUUGUUUUUUUUAUAUAUAUAUUUCAUUUUAAGGCUGACGUAGAAUGCAAACAUUUGGCAAUAUGUUUUAAUAGAAGGGUUUGGAGAAUUUGUGUUUGUGACAGAACGAACAUAUCCAGCAUUUUGAUUCAGAGACUAGCCUCUUCGGUAAUACUAACGGAUGCUCUGUGUACGUGUCUCAGCCGGAUCAGGACCUGACAAACAUUUUUGUGAAUGUUUUCCAUAACUGUAUAAACUGUAGAAAUAUUACAAUAGUAAUAACUUGUACAGAAUACAACCUUUUACAUAAGAUACUUGCUACAGCACUGGUUUGUAAAGAGUCACAGCGCUGACAUUGAAGUUAUACCAAGGCUUUGUAUCAGGACAGAUGCCAUACUUUUGUGUUUUUAAAUUAUUUUCUUUAACUUUUUUUUUCUCGUAGUUCAUUUCUGGCUGGUUUUCAUUACACAAGUAAUUACAUGUCAUUGAACGCACAGUACGUCCGCAGGUUCUGCUUUGCUUGUAAGGCUACUCGAAUGCUGCAUAUUGACAGUUUGCAUACAAGGUACUUUGUGAUCUUAUUUUGGUUUGUUUUCCAUCCUUCAUAAAGACAUCUACUGUCUUCGCUGCAGGAAUACAUUUCGUUUAAAGCACUUCAGCUUUGCCGGUGACGCUAUGAGAACUCGAAGCACAGUUGUGUUCCUAGUGCAGUAUUCAGCAGGUGGCCGCACAGCCGUAAUCACUGUUUAGCAUAGUGCCAAAGCUCUUAAUAUUUCAGUUGCAUACUUAGUUUAUUUUAAGACCCAAUAAAUGGAUUGUUUGUAAUA